Molecule: messenger RNA, 8112 nt
Organism: Cyprinodon variegatus (sheepshead minnow)
Lineage: Eukaryota; Metazoa; Chordata; Actinopteri; Cyprinodontiformes; Cyprinodontidae
Gene: tln1
Product: talin-1-like
Exons: 54
Coding region: 1-7911 (2636 amino acids)
Biological process (GO): platelet aggregation
Cellular component (GO): plasma membrane; ruffle; cytoskeleton
Molecular function (GO): integrin binding; actin filament binding; structural constituent of cytoskeleton
Source: RefSeq, a predicted model, not a curated record
AUGUGGUUUUCUGAUGACGGCUCGCUGUCACUCAAGUGUCCCGCUCUGAGCGCAGAUAAAGACACAGCUGAGCAGAAUGUGAGGGCUGGAAAUGGAGCGGAUGUUUGGCUGCUGCUGACAGCCUUACUAUGGAGGCUGGAGCAAAUCAACCAGAGACCAAACAGGGGAGACGCCUCCUCGCCCUGCAGACGCCUCCUCGCCCUGCAGAGGCCUCCUCGCCCUGCAGAGGCCUCCUCGCCCUGCAGACGCCUCCUCGCCCUGCAGAGGCCUUACUGCCAGGCUGCAGCUCUCCAUAUUGGAAGACAGAGUGGGAGACAGAGUGGGAGACACAGUGUGAGGCUGAAACCGGAGCUUUCGGAUGUCCAUCCGUCCAAAGAUGGACAGGAUACCCUGGAGUACAAGAAGAAGCAGAGGCCUCUGAAGAUCCGCAUGUUAGACGGCACGGUGAAGACCGUGAUGGUGGACGACUCCAAAAUCGUCAGCGACAUGCUCAUGACCAUCUGCGCCAGAAUCGGCAUAACCAACUAUGACGAGUACUCGUUGGUCCGAGAUAUCGGGGAGGAGAAGAAAGAAGAAAACACAGGGACGCUGAAGAGAGACAAGACUCUCCUAAGAGACGACAAGAAGAUGGAGAAGUUGAAGCAGAAGCUGCACACAGACGACGAGUUGAACUGGUUGGACCAUGGGAGGACGCUGAGGGAGCAGGGUGUAGAGGAGACGGAGAUGUUGCUGUUGAGGAGGAAGUUCUUCUACUCGGAUCAGAACGUGGACUCCAGAGACCCCGUCCAGCUUAAUCUGCUCUAUGUGCAGGCUCGCGAUGACAUCCUAAACGGAUCACAUCCAGUUUCGUUUGACAAGGCCUGUGAGUUCGCAGGCUAUCAGUGCCAGAUUCAGUUUGGCGACCACAACGAGUCCAAACACAAGCCUGGAUUCCUGGAUUUAAAGGAGUUCCUGCCCAAAGAAUACAUCAAAAAUAAAGGAGAGAGGAAAAUCUUCCAGGCUCAUAAAAACUGUCAGAACAUGACGGAGAUCGAGGCCAAAGUCAGCUACGUCAAGCUUGCCAGGUCUCUGCAAACCUACGGCGUCUCCUUUUUCCUGGUAAAGGUAGGAAGUCCAUCCUUCUGUUCCUCUGAAUCCAUCCACAGACAGACUGUUCUUCAACCACAAUGUGUCACCAUGUUUAUUCACUGGAUGCUUUUAGUGCAGAUCCUCCUCCUUCUAACCCUGUCCCGGUCGUCUCUCAGGACUUCGGGGACUACCAGGACGGCUAUUACUCUGUCCUCCUCUCUCCUUCUCUCUCCUCCUCUCUCCUCCUCUCUCCUCCUCUGUCCUCUCUCCUCCUCCCCCCUCCUCUCUCCUCCUCCUUCUAACCCUGUCCCGGUCGUCUCUCAGGACUUCGGGGACUACCAGGACGGUUAUUACUCAGUCCAGACCACAGAAGGAGAGCAGAUAGCUCAGCUGAUCGCCGGUUACAUCGACAUCAUCCUGAAGAAGAAAAAAAGUAAGGACCACUUUGGGCUGGAGGGAGACGAGGAGUCGACCAUGCUGGAGGACUCCGUCUCUCCUAAGAAGUCCACCGUCCUGCAGCAGCAGUUCAACAAGAUGGGCAAGGUGGAGACCGGCUCGGUUGCCCUGCCAGCCAUCAUGCGCUCUGGAGCCGGAGGUCCAGAGAGUUUCCAGAUGGGUUCCAUGCCCCAAGCCAAGCAGCACAUCACCAGCGGCCAGAUGCACAGGGGACACAUGCCUCCUCUGACGUCGGCACAGCAGGCCCUAACUGGAACCAUCAACUCCAGCAUGCAGGCCGUGCAGGCGGCCCAGGCCUCCCUGGAUGACUUUGAUACCCUGCCUCCGUUAGGAACAGAUCCUGCAUCCCAAGCCUGGCGCAAAAACAAGAUGGACGAGUCCAAGCAUGAGAUCCAUUCCCAGGUGGAUGCCAUCACAGCAGGCACAGCCUCCAUGGUCAACCUCACUGCAGGAGAUCCAGCUGAGACGGACUAUACGGCGGUGGGCUGUGCCGUCACCACCAUCUCCUCCAACCUGACGGAGAUGUCUAAAGGUGUGAAGCUCCUGGCAGCCCUCAUGGAGGAUGAAGGUGGAAACGGGCAGCAGCUGCUGGGUGCAGCCAAGAACCUGGCCGGCGCCGUUUCUGACAUGCUGAAGACGGCGCAGCCGGCUAAUACAGAGCCUCGUCAGAACCUGCUGCAGGCUGCAGGAAACGUUGGUCAGGCCAGUGGAGAGCUGCUGUCCCACAUCGGAGAGACGGACACGGAUCCACAGUUCCAGGACAUGUUGAUGCAGCUGGCCAAAGCCGUGGCGAACGCCGCAGCGGCACUGGUGCUCAAAGCCAAGAACGUGGCCCAGAAGACGGAGGACUCGGCCCAGCAGAACCGCGUCAUCGCAGCGGCCACGCAGUGCGCCCUGUCCACGUCCCAGCUGGUGGCCUGCACCAGGGUGGUGGCUCCAACCAUCAGCUCCCCGGUCUGCCAGGAGCAGCUGAUCGAGGCUGGGAAGCUGGUGGCCAAGUCGGUGGAAGGCUGCGUGGAGGCGUCACAGAUGGCCACCAAUGAGGAGGGUCUGCUGAAGCAGGUGGGCCAGGCGGCCACGGGCGUCACCCAGGCGCUCAACGAGCUGCUGCAGCACAUCAAGCAGUACGCCAGCGGCGGCCAGCCCAUCGGGCGCCACGGAGAGGCCACCGACUGCAUUCUGGACGUCACUGAGAAGAUCUUCAACGCCAUGGGGAACGCAGGGGAGAUGGUGCGCCAGGCUCGUAUCCUCGCCCAGGCCACGUCUGAUCUGGUCAAUGCCAUCAAGAUGGACGCAGAGGGAGAGUCUGACCUGGAGAAUUCCCGCAAGCUUCUCUCCGCGGCCAAACUCCUGGCUGACGCCACCGCUAAGAUGGUGGAGGCCGCUAAGGGUGCGGCCGCCAACCCCGACAGCGAGGAGCAACAGCAGAAACUGCGAGAAGCUGCAGAAGGUCUGCGCAUGGCCACCAACGCCGCGGCACAGAAUGCCAUAAAGAAGCGGCUCAUCAACAACCUGGAGAAUGCAGCCAAGCAGGCGGCAGCGGCCGCCACUCAGACCAUCGCUGCCGCCCAGCACGCCGCCUCCAGCAACAAGAACCAGGCUGCACAGCAGCAGCUGGUGCAGAGCUGCAAGGUGGUGGCAGAGCAGAUCCCUCAGCUGGUCCAAGGAGUCCGAGGCAGCCAGUCUCAGCCGGACAGCCCCAGCGCUCAGCUCGCCCUCAUCGGCGCCAGCCAGAACUUCCUGCAGCCGGGGGCUAAGAUGGUCACAGCGUGCAAAGCCACAGUUCCCACCAUCAACGACCAGGCGUCCGCCAUGCAGCUCAGCCAGUGCGCCAAGAACCUGGCCAGCGCCCUGGCAGAGCUCCGCACCGCCUCGCAGAAGGCGCAGGACGCGUGUGGUCAGCUGGAGAUCGACAACGCUCUGAACAUGGUCAGAGGCCUGGAGAAGGACAUCCAGGAGGCCAAGGCUUCUGCUCAAGCAGGCAAACUCAAGCCGCUGCCAGGAGAGACGCUGGAUAAAUGUUCGCAAGAACUGGGCACCAGCACCAAGGCCGUCACCUCCGGGAUCGCCCAGCUGCUGAGCGAGGCCACCCAGGGAGAUGAGAACUACAUAGGCAUGUCGGCCAGAGAUAUAGCCCAGACCCUGAAGACCCUGGCCUCAGCGGCCAGAGGAGUCGCCGCCUCCACAGAGGACCCUGCAACACGCAGCGCUGUGCUGGACUGCGCUAGUGAUGUCAUGGACAAAUCGGCCAAUCUGAUGGAAGAAACCAAGAGGGCGAUUGCUAACCCGGGAGACCCGGAGAGUCAGCAGAGGCUGGCGCAGGUGGCCAAGGCCGUGUCCCAGGCUCUGAACAGAUGUGUGAACUCCCUACCCGGCCAGAGGGACGUGGACAACGCCAUCCGCUCCGUGGGCGAAGCCAGCAGAUCCCUACUGGCCAAUUCUUUCCCGUCCAGCGGACGAAGUUUCCAGGAAAUCCAGUCUCAGCUGAACGAGGUGGCGGCUGGCCUGAACCAGUCGGCCAACGAGGUGGUGCAGGCAUCCAGAGGGACCACCCAGGACCUGGCCAGGGCCACCAGCAAGUUUGGACAAGACUUCAGCAACUUCCUGGAGGCCGGCGUUGAUAUGGCAGGAACCUCUCAGUCCAAAGAGGACCAGACCCAGGUGGUGUCCAACCUGAAGACCAUUUCCAUGUCAUCAAGCAAACUGCUGCUGGCAGCCAAGGCCCUGUCCACUGACCCCAGCUCCCCCAACCUGAAGAACCAGCUGGCAGCAGCAGCUCGGGCGGUCACAGACAGCAUCAACCAGCUCAUCACCAUGUGCACCCAGCAGGCCCCGGGUCAGAAGGAGUGUGACAAUGCUCUCAGGGAGCUGGAGUCAGUCAAAGGGAUGCUGGCCAAUCCAACCGAGGCGGUUAAUGAGCAGUCCUUCUUCGAGUGCAUCGACAGCGUCAUGGAGAACUCCAAGGUUCUGGGCGAGUCCAUGGCAGGUAUUUCUCACAAUGCCAAGAACUCCAACCUUCCAGAGUUCGGGGAUUCUGUCAGCGCCGGAUCCAAAGCGCUGUGCGGUCUGACUGAAGCUGCUGCUCAGGCGGCGUACCUGGUGGGAGUAUCGGACCCUACCAGCGUAGCGGGUCAGAAAGGUCUGGUGGAUCCCACUCAGUUUGCCCGGGCUAACCAGGCUAUCCAGAUGGCCUGUCAGAACCUGGUGGAUCCGGCCUGCACUCAGUCUCAGGUGCUGUCUGCAGCGACCAUCGUAGCCAAACACACCUCGGCGCUUUGCAACGCCUGCCGCCUGGCCUCCUCCAAGACCGCCAACCCCGUCGCCAAGAGGCAGUUUGUCCAGUCAGCCAAGGAGGUGGCCAACACCACCGCCAACCUGGUCAAGUCCAUCAAGGCCUUAGAUGGAGCCUUUAACCAGGAGAACCGGGAGAAGUGCAGGGCUGCUACUGGACCUCUGAUAGAAGCUGUGGACAACCUGACCGCCUUCGCCUCAAACCCAGAGUUCGCCAGCAUCCCGGCCCAGAUCAGCCCCGAGGGCCACGCAGCCAUGGAGCCCAUUUUAACCGCUGCCCAGAUGAUGCUGGAGAGUUCCACAGGCCUGAUCCAGACCGCCCGCUCCCUGGCAGUCAACCCUAAAGACCCCCCCAAGUGGUCUGUGUUGGCGGGCCACUCCAGAACCGUGUCCGACUCCAUUAAGAAGCUGAUCACCAACAUGAGAGAAAAGGCUCCUGGUCAGAGAGAAUGUGACGAUGCCAUAGAGGUUCUGAACGGCUGCAUCCGUGAAGUGGACCAGGCGUCUCUGGCUGCCAUCAGCCAGCAGCUGACCCCCCGGGAUGACAUCUCCAUGGAGACUCUCCAUGAGCAGAUGGCCGUCUCUGUCCAUGAGAUCAGUAACCUGAUUGACCCUGUUGCCGUGGCAGCUCGAUCCGAGGCCUCCCAGCUUGGACACAAGGUCUCUCAGAUGGCCACCUACUUUGAGCCCCUGAUCAUGGCUGCCAUCGGCACAGCCUCCAAGAUCCUGAGCAGCCAGCAGCAGAUGGCCGUCCUGGACCAGACCAAGACUCUGGCAGAGUCGGCUCUGCAGAUGCUCUACACGGCAAAGGAGGCUGGAGGAAACCCCAAGGCGGCUCACAUGCAGGGCGCUCUGGAGGAUUCGGUCCAGAUGAUGAAGGAAGCUGUAGACGACCUGGGCGCCACGCUGGCUGAGGCCGCCGGCGCUGCUGGCGCCGUGGGCGGCAUGGUCGAUUCCAUCAACGACGCCAUCAAUAAGAUGGAAGACGGGCCGGCAGACGAGCCGGAGGGCACCUUCGUGGAUUAUCAGACCACCAUGGUGAAGACAGCCAAGGCCAUCGCCGUUACAGUUCAGGAGAUGGUGACCAAGUCCAACACCAACCCAGAUGACCUCGGGGGGCUGGCCAACCAGCUGACCAAUAACUUUGGGAAUCUGGCAGAUGAGGCCAAAUAUGCGGCCCUCACUGCAGAGAACGACGAGAUCGGUUCUCACAUCAAGAAGCAGGUGGGCGAGCUGGGCUUCACCUGCACCGGGCUGGUGACCAAGGCCGGCGCCCUGCAGUGCAGCCCCAGCGACUCCUUCAUCAAGAAAGAGCUGAUUGAAAGCGCCCGCAAAGUUUCAGAGAAGGUGUCUCAUGUGCUGGCGUCCCUUCAAGCUGGUAACCGUGGCACCCAGGCGUGCAUAACGGCUGCCAGCGCCGUCUCUGGGAUCAUCGCCGACCUGGACACCACCAUCAUGUUUGCUACGGCGGGUACUCUGAACCGAGAGAACGCCGAGACGUUUGCUGACCACAGAGAGUGCAUCCUGAAGACGGCCAAGGCGCUGGUGGAGGACACCAAGCUGCUGGUCUCUGGCGCUGGAGCCAGUCAGGAGAAACUGGCUCAGGCUGCCCAGUCAUCAGUUUCCACCAUAACCAAACUGGCUGAUGUGGUCAAACUGGGAGCAGCCAGUCUAGGUUCAGAAGACCCUGAGACUCAGGUGGUCUUGAUCAAUGCAGUGAAGGACGUGGCCAAAGCUCUGGGUAACCUGAUUAGCGCCACCAAGGCGGCGGCCGGUAAACCUCACGACGACCCCAGCAUGCUGCAGCUGAAGAGCUCUGCUAAGGUGAUGGUGACCAACGUGACGUCCCUGCUGAAGACGGUGAAGGCGGUGGAGGACGAGGCCACCAAGGGAACCAGAGCUCUAGAGGCGACGAUCGAACACAUCAAGCAGGAGCUGACUGUGUUCUGCAGCUCCGAUCCGCCACCGAAGACCACCACGCCGGAGGAGUUCAUCCGUAUGACAAAGGGGAUCACCGUGGCAACAGCUAAGGCCGUGGCUGCUGGGAACUCCUGUCGCCAGGAGGACAUCAUCGCCACCGCUAACCUCAGCAGAAGAGCUAUUGCUGACAUGUUGCACUCCUGCAAGGAAGCUGCCUACCACCCAGAGGUCAGCAAGGACGUCCAGAUGCGCGCUCUACGCUACGGCAACGAGUGUGCCUCUGGCUAUCUGGGACUGCUGGAACACGUCCUGCUGAUUAUCCAGAAGCCCACUCAUGACCUGAAGCAGCAGCUCGCCAACUUCUCCAAGCGGGUGGCUGGCAGCGUGACGGAGCUGAUCCAGGCAGCCGAGGCCAUGAAGGGCACGGAGUGGGUGGACCCCGAGGACCCCACUGUCAUCGCAGAGAACGAGCUGCUGGGAGCCGCGGCCGCCAUCGAAGCAGCUGCCAAGAAACUGGAGCAGCUGAGGCCGAGGACCAAACCCAAGGAGGCGGAUGAGAGUCUGAACUUUGAGGAGCAGAUUCUGGAGGCGGCCAAGUCCAUCGCAGCUGCUACCAGUGCUCUGGUGAAAGCAGCUUCAGCAGCUCAGAGGGAGCUGGUUGCUCAAGGGAAGGUGGGAGCAAUCCCAGCCAAUGCCGUGGAUGAUGGACAGUGGUCUCAGGGCCUGAUUUCAGCUGCCCGGAUGGUGGCGGCGGCCACCAACAACCUGUGCGAAGCGGCCAACUCGGCGGUGCAGGGACACGCCAGCGAGGAGAAGCUCAUCUCUUCGGCCAAGCAGGUGGCGGCCUCCACCGCUCAGCUGCUGGUGGCCUGUAAGGUCAAGGCGGACCAGGACUCUCAGACCAUGAAGAGGCUGCAGGUCAGCAUGGCGCCUUCAGCCCGGCGGGCCGACCCGGUCAGCGCUGCAGAGCAAUACUCCUCAGAACGCAGCAAACAUUCUGAUCUAGAUGUGUAUGAGAUGUUCUGCUGUGGGAUGUUACAGAUCAUCGCCGCUCAGGAGGAGAUGCUGCGGAAGGAGAAGGAGCUGGAGGAGGCCCGCAACAGGCUGGCCAUGAUCCGGAAGCAGCAGUACAAGUUCCUCCCAUCGGAGCUGAGGGAGGACGGCCAGGAGCAGUGAGAGCGCGGCGGCCUCCCAUAGCCCCCAGGAUGGAACAUCAUGUUUGCUUCCAUGCAUCUAUGCAAAGUUUUUAAUCAGAUUUUUAUAUGUUUUGAUAUUUUAUAUAAAUAUAUUUCUGCCUCUUCUGUCUGAACGCGUCCAAAGAGUCCCGCUGACAGAACUUCCUGCUAGUUUCUCCUUUUCAGUAUUUUUUUUACUGUA